CAACUCAAUGACCAUGUUUGAUGUGUUUCACAGGGAAAUGAGAGAGGAAAUGAAAGCAGAGGAAAAGAAAGAGGAGGAAACUGGGACUAGUUUAUUUCACCAGUUUAUGGUACAGAAGACGGAUCUCGAAGAAGAUGUGAGGAUCGUGCUACAGCGGCUGAUAGUGAUUGCUCGGCUCCCCCACGAUCUCGCUGACAGGACAGAACUGGGAGCUCAUUACGAAAAGCUCAACUUUCAGCUCAGCAAACAAUAUUUCUGGGAUCUUAUGACGGGCCAGCUGUUCAUUUAUCCAUCCUGUGUGCUGCAUAUUAUUGAAUCGUCCAGGGAGGUUCUGGUUUCUGUUUUGAAAGACCUUAAAGACAUACAACAGCCAGACGGUGCCUUGCUGGAAGCUCCCAAGGUUGUGUUCAUGGCACAUAAUCCUCAAAGCAGGCUGUUCCAGCAGUGGAGCUACAAGGUGCUCGAUGCAGAUCAGGCGACCAGGGACUCUGGAGCUAAAGGACUUGAGGAAGAGGAGGAGAACACAGAGACUUUAAUUUGCACGGUCCUGUCAGCGCUGCAGAAACUGGAAAUAUCUAAGAAGGCUGUUCCUGGGUCAGUGCUGGAUGAGGCUCCGGAGCUGAUCGUCUCUCAGCGGGUUCUUCUCAAGCUUUUGGCUCGAGACGAGCUCCAGACUCCACAACAACACCUACAGAUGUUCAGCUCACCGUUAAACAUCAGCAUGGACUUUGGACAAGCUAUACGCAGCAGCUGCCUCGCCACAGUUUAAUGUUUCGAAAAGAAAAGAAAAGGAUGUGUUGGCCUUCACUAAAACACCUUGGGUGUGACUGAAGGCUUCCUACAGGAGAGAAAUCACUGCAACAGUUUUAUACCAACAUUUAAUGGACUGUAGCACUUAUCUGGGUUUUCUUUUUUGAUGUUCUUUCUCUUCCAAAUUAUUUUAUGUAUAAAACUUGUUUGAGUGAAAUAACAUUGAACACCACAUUUGCAACAAAAGCACAGAAAAUCCAAGUAAUAUAAAAACAUUUUUUAAUAGUUUCAACAUUCGGAUAAGGUUAAUUUUAUUUCUAUCAUACUGUACACUGUGUUCCACUUGGUGACCGGGAGAUAGCACGUCAAAGAAAAGGCAUUUCCUCUUCACUCCAAACUUUAAAGAGUCCAUAGCGUCACUACAGUUUGACACAAAGAACUUUUAAGUCGAAACAGAUUCCUUGAUCACUCGUGUGUUCCCUUUUUAUUUUGGCCCCCAUUACUUGGAACUUAAAAAAAGAAAACGAAAAGAUGAUUGGAGAUGUUCUUGCAAUGGCUGCAUGCACCACAGUGUAAUCUACAAAC
Molecule: messenger RNA, 1335 nt
Organism: Cottoperca gobio
Lineage: Eukaryota; Metazoa; Chordata; Actinopteri; Perciformes; Bovichtidae
Gene: tex47
Product: testis expressed 47
Exons: 10
Coding region: 8-769 (253 amino acids)
Source: RefSeq, a predicted model, not a curated record